AUGGACGGGAUCAAUUCUUUCCGCCGGAAGUUAACUCGUCGAACUUUCCCUCGGACAGAUGAGGUCGUCGUGUCUUACAUCGCCGGACUGGUCGAGGAUGAAGACGAAGAAGUGGAAGACAUCGUAGAGAUGACUCGUGGGAUGUUGCAAGGUGGACCUUCUUCUCAAGACUCGUCUUCUCUAGAUGACUUCAUGGGUCGACUCAUUUCCUACCUCGAAUCUCAGUCAUCUAAACGAGUUAGAAAGUCCACCACAGCGACCAAACUGGAUAAAACCAUUCACAUGCGAUCUCAAGCCAUGUCAGCUACCAUAGCUCUUAGCGGUAAAGUCGAUCUGGAACACAAUCAAAAAGGUCAAGCAUCCCGAGUGGACCUCGCAAAGCUGGCUAAAGCGGAAGCGAAGCUCAAGGCCAAAAUCGAGAAACGAUCCAGGAGAGAUCUGUAUCAAGGAUCCAAGCUCAUGGAAAUGCACCAGAAACAACAGACAUACGAGGAGAUGUUCAUGAAAGUCAAUCCUCUAGACCUCACCGGUGCAGCCAAGAGCAAGUCAAAAGAUAUACAUCUGACAAACAUCGAUGUAUCAUUUGCCAAUAAUCGUAUUCUAUCUGGUGCAAGUCUGACCAUGGCACAUGGGAGAAGAUACGGUAUCAUUGGUCGUAAUGGUGUGGGAAAAUCAACUCUACUUCGACACCUCGCCCUGAGGGAAGUGCCCAUCCCCACACAUAUCUCAGUCUUAUAUGUCGAGCAGGAGAUUAUUGGAGAUGAUACCACCGCUUUGGAAUCCGUACUGCAAGCCGAUGUGUGGAGACAUAAACUCAUGACGGAGGAGAAAGAGCUCAAUGCUCAACUUGAGGUACUGGAGAAGGCUACGGCGGAUGGAGAUGCGGGGAAUGACACCGAGAAGGACGAUCUUGCUGGGCGACUUGGAGAUGUUCAGAAGAAAUUGAUUGAGAUGGAAGCUGAGACAGGACCAGCGAGAGCGUCCCUUCUCCUCGCUGGUCUUGGGUUCUCCGAGGUAGAUCAAAAGAUGCCGACCAGGUCCUUCUCUGGUGGAUGGAGAAUGCGACUGGCUUUAGCUAGAGCCCUUUUCGUCAAACCAGAUUUGCUCAUGUUGGAUGAACCUUCGAACAUGUUGGAUCUUAAUGCUAUCGCAUGGCUUGAAGAUUAUCUUCAAACUUGGCAAGGUACAAUUCUCGUCGUAUCUCAUGACCGCGCUUUCCUAGAUUCCGUCGCCACCGACAUCGUCCAUCAACAUUCUCAACGUCUCGAUUACUACAAAGGAAACUUCUCCCAAUUUUACGCAACGAAAACUGAACGUGCCAAAGCCCAAAGGAAGGAAUACGAAGCUCAACUUCAAUACCGACAACAUCUUCAAGCGUAUAUCGAUAGAUGGAGAUAUAAUGCCAACCGUGCUCCACAAGCUCAAGCGAGGAUCAAGAUCCUGGAGAAAUUACCUGAACUUGAACCUCCCGAACAAGAAGAUAGCGAGAGUUUCAAAUUCCCUGAUCCUGAGAAGAUAUCUCCCCCAUUACUACAAUUGGACGAAGUUACGUUCGGAUACACACCUGAUAGGAUCCUUCUUCGUGGUGUCAACAUUGAUGUUGGUCUCGAUAGUCGAAUAGCCGUUAUUGGACCUAACGGAGCUGGGAAAUCGACUCUGAUCAAACUUCUCACUCAGGAUCUACAACCCUCAUCAGGUCGGGCGACUCAUAACAAUCGUUGUCGUAUCGCCUAUUUUACCCAACAUCACGUGGAUCAAUUAGACGUCAAUAUGACCUCGGUGCAGUUUUUGCAAUCGAAAUUCCCAGGUAAAACGGAACAGGAAUAUAGAAGUCAUUUAGGUUCGUUCGGUAUCACAGGUCUUACAGGGUUGCAGAAAAUCGGUACUCUAUCCGGUGGUCAGAAGAGUAGAGUAGCAUUCGCUGUUUUGAGUAUGCAAAGACCUCAUAUCUUGUUAUUGGACGAGCCGAGUAAUCAUUUGGAUAUGGAAGGUAUCGACGCCCUGAUCGAAGCUGUCGCAAAGUUCCAAGGAGGUGUGAUUAGUAUUUCUCACGACGAGAGAUUCAUCACUAGUACUUCGAAUCAGCUAUGGGUUUGCGCGGAUGGAAAGGUCAGCAAGUUUAUGGGUGAUGUGACGGCUUACAAGGAACUCAUCGUCGAUAAUCUCCGUAAGGACAGGCCGACGUGA
Molecule: messenger RNA, 2187 nt
Organism: Tremella mesenterica DSM 1558
Lineage: Eukaryota; Fungi; Basidiomycota; Tremellomycetes; Tremellales; Tremellaceae
Exons: 8
Coding region: 1-2187 (728 amino acids)
Molecular function (GO): ATP hydrolysis activity; ATP binding
Source: RefSeq, a predicted model, not a curated record